This is a messenger RNA of Myripristis murdjan (pinecone soldierfish), 2971 nucleotides long. It is a transcript of the gene fhdc3, whose product is annotated as FH2 domain containing 3. The record is from RefSeq and is a predicted model, not a curated record. The transcript is spliced from 12 exons. Bases 169 to 2709 code for a protein of 846 amino acids. NCBI's taxonomy places the organism in Eukaryota, Metazoa, Chordata, Actinopteri, Holocentriformes, Holocentridae.
GCGGCGCGCGCUGCACCGAUGACCUACUGCUCUCCGCGAGCCACACACAGCGACCAGCACGAGGCUUGACUGGAGAGGCGAUUUAAUUUAAUAAGGAAACUGUAAAAGCACACAGAUCUAAGUGGCUGACAACAGGCUACUUCCUCCUGUACUCUUUGUGUUGCAGAGAUGCCGAUGGAGGGCACACUGGUUUUACAACCUGCUUGUCCUCGCACUCCUCCUGCUGUUCCUCAGGAUUCUUGUCCUCCUCCAAAUGCUCAGACGAACAUUUCAGACCAUCAAGCUUCUUCUAUUAUCCCCCCCUCCACUUGCACGGCCCUUCAUCCCCCAGCUCCCACACAGCUGCCACCUCCUCCACCACCACCUCCUCCUCCUCCUCCUCCUCCUCCUCCUCCCCCACCGCCACCUCCUUUUGCUUCUCAAAAUAUCAAGCGGCGUUCCAUGAAAAAGGUGAACUGGGAUGCCAUUCCCAGCCAGUGCAUCCUUGGGAAAUGGAACGUCUGGACGUCGCAGCGGCCGCAGAAGGACCUCGUUCUGGACAUUCGGAGCAUGGAGGAGCUAUUCAGUCAUGUGGAGACACGACUGCCUCAACACAGGGCCAAGUUUCUGGGUCCUAAAAGGGUCGAAGGCAUGACCCCCUUUCCCCAGGAGGCACAGGUCUCAAUUCUCGACUCCAAAAAGAGUAUGAAUGUUGGGAUCUUCCUGAAACAUUUCAAGAGGCCAGUGACAGAAAUGGUAGAGGACAUUCGGCAGGGGAAUUGGCAUAGAUUUGGAGCAGGAAAACUCAAAGAGCUGUGUAAACUGCUGCCAGAUGACAGUGAGGUGAGGCAGCUGCUGCAAUUCAGAGGGAACUUCUCGCUGUUACCGGAGGCUGAUCGUUUCAUGGUGCAGCUGGUCAAAGUGCCAGGCUACGAGGAGCGCCUGAAGAUGAUGGUGCUGAGGGAGGAAUUCUUUCCUCUUAUGGAUGAGGUGAAGAACUCUGUUGCUGUCCUGACUAAAGCAGCAAAUGAGCUGUUGGACUGUGACGACCUGCACUCAAUUAUUCGGCUCGUCUUGAAAGCUGGGAACUAUAUGAAUGCUGGUGGGUACAGUGGCAAUGCAAUUGGCUUCAGGAUGACCUCUCUGCUUAAGUUGGCUGACACCAAGGCCAACAAGCCUGGCAUGAACCUCAUGCACUAUGUUGCCAAGCAAGCAGAGGACAUUGAUGCUGAGCUGCUGACAUUUGCAAACCAGCUUGAACACAUUGGGACGGCAUCAAGAAUUUGUAAAGAGGAGGUAACAUCAGACUUCAAAAGAGAAGUGAAGAAGAUCAAGGAGGUUAAACUGUAUGCCAGUAGACAACCUGAUUUACUUCAACAGAUGGAGACCUUUCUCUUGAGAGCUGAAGCCAAGCUGGCUGAUGUGGAGUCCUCUUUUCAGGAGCUUCACUCUCUGAGCCAUGCUGUGGCUGAGUACUUCUGUGAAGACCCAGCUACCUUCAAACUGGAGGAGUGCUGCUCCAUCUUCCAUUCUUUUUGCAAGAAGUUUCAUGUAGCUGUACAGGACAACAGAGAGCGAGAGGCAGCAGAGCUGAGGCGCAAGAGACAGGGGAGCUUGCGUGUUUCGGUCAAACGCCGCUCCACGUCAACUUGCCAGGAAUCUCAGCCAGAUCUGGAUAGCUCCAGCUUGGAGUCAAUCCUCCAUAGCUUUCUUUCCACCGGUUCAGGAAGUCUGUCCAGAUGUCGGAGGGGCAUGCUGCCUGUAAUUGAAGGAUCGCCAGCUGAGCUCAGUUCCCAGACAGACCCAUCGAUAGAUGAAUCAGAUGCUGGCUCAGAGAGUAGACAGGAGAGAAGCCCAGAGAAGAAGCAACCCAAGCUGCAGGAGGGGGAAGAGCAGGUGUCCAGCCUUGAAAACAAGGAGGAGGCUGAGAAGAUGCGUGAGGUGACUCGAAAGGUGCUUCGUUACCAAAACAGCCAUGGUAACCUUGUUGGGGACAAGGUGUCAGGCACCCCUCAGCGGCCAGAGAGAGAUGAGGUCACCCCAAGUACCCCAAGUACUCCUCGCCCUAGAACCAGGGACUUUGUCCUUGGCAGCAAUGGCAAACUGGGUUCUCCAUGGACUAUUCUGAGCCCUCUCACCUGCCCCCGUGGGAACCGCCUCCUACAAAACAGGCACUCCCCCCUUCACAGACUGUCUUCCUUAUCUAGUGGAGAUGACCCUGAUGAUGGAGUCUGGCAGCUCUACUCCACACCAUCCCACUCCACUCCCACCACCACCAGUCCACCUGCCCUUGACCCCAGUUGUCCUCGCAUGGUCCUGCAAGAGAAUGAUGGAGGAGGAGGCGAUCAUCUAACCCAAUCCAGUUUAACACCUUUGUCUGGGGGGUCUGCGUCUCUUCCUGAGUGUCCCAGUCAGAGAGCUCCAUCCCAGGGGCCGCUCCUCAGGUCACUCUCUUUAGAUGAAACCAGACGAUGUCCACCAGCUACCUUCUGGCUUGGGGACUUGUUUCAGAGAGGCAUUUCUCAAAGGACAAGAUCAUACUCCUCGGGCACAAAGACAGAAAUGACAGAAGAAGGAGCUGGAGUUUCUUCAAGGUUUGAAGCGAAGGCAGGGAAACACUUUGAGAGGCAUGUAAACUCCUCUGGGUUGAUGUCAUUCCUCAAACGAAUUGGAAGCAGAAUUAAACCCACAGAUGUGGAAGAGCAGUACUUCAGGGGAUCUGAUACUUGAUAAAAAACAGACUGACACAGAGACAAGGACAAUGCUUUUGCUUUGUUUUUGUUUUUUGUUUUUUUUUAUAAUUUUUAAAAAUUUGUUUGUCUUUAUUAUAUUGUUAUUGUUUUAAUGUUUUACUGCCCACUGGAACCAAGGCAAACUAGGAUUUGCUUUGAACUGUGAAAUUUUAGAUUUUUGAGGGUCAAGCAACAUUCAGAAAUCUCAAACCUUAAACUGUCUGAGUGUACAUGCAAUAAAGGAUAUUUUACUUUUUUAA